UGCACGUACUACACCAUAUCUAUAAAUAAUCACUCACACAAUGUUACUCGAUGGAUAUGGGAACAUUUUGAGACGUGGCAAUUCAGAGAUGUAGCGGAUGAAGGAAUGCUGAAACGCUGCUGCUGCUUCUUGAUAGCUUUCGCUGAUUUCGGCAAUUUCUUCCCAUCAGGUUCUAACGAAUUCGAGUUUCUGAGCAGCAAUAAUGCCAGGAGAGAAGAAAAUUCGGCACUCUGAGAUCGAGUUCUACUUGCGGAGAACGUUCGGAAAGUCCAGCUUUAGGCCAAUGCAAAAGGAAGUUGUCUGUGCUGCUCUCGAGGGCCAUGAUAUAUUUCUACAGGCUGCAACGUCGUUUGGCAAGAGUUUGUGUUAUCAGCUACCUGCUGUCGUGGACUUUGGGCUAACACUGGUGGUUUCACCGCUGCUGGCUCUGAUGAACAACCAGAUCUCCAUCUUGCGUGAAUCGAAUGUCCGCGUCGAGUCGAUCAACAGCGCCGUGUCUGCGGAAACACGUAAGGCCAUCAUGGCCGAUCUACAAUGCGGGCAUCCCAAGACAAAGUUGCUGUACGUGACCCCCGAAUUCUGCGCCAUGGACCACUUUCGAAGAGUGCUUCGCAUUGUACAUAGUCAAAAGGAGCUUGCUCGCAUAGCCAUCGACGAAGCUCAUUGCAUCAGUGAGUGGGGCCAUGACUUUCGCCCAAAGUUCCAAGAAUUGCGGUUCUUCAAAGACCAAUUUCCAGACGUACCGAUGAUAUGCUGUACUGCUACUGCAACACAAAGGGUGCGUGAAGAUGUUGUGUGCAUGCUUGGGCUCAGCCCGAACAAGGUGAAGGUCUUCACGAUGACGACUUGUCGUCCAAAUCUGCACUACGAAGUGCGAUUCAAAUCCGACGAAACCGAUCAAUAUGGCGACUUUAUAAAGUGGCUGAAGGCUACACACGCUCGUCGUGCUUCGUCCCAGCGUGCUGCACAGCUUGCUCAAUCUAACGAGCGUCUUGAUAACGUGAGCGGAAUCAUUUACACCAUAUACCGUAGAGAUUGCGAGGCUCUUGCAGAACAGCUGCGACGCGACGGUAUUGGCGCACGCCCCUAUCAUGCUGGUCUAAGCAAUGAAGAGAAGGACAGAAACCUCGCAGGCUGGGUAGCGAACAUGGAAGGCUACGAUGUCAUCGUCGCGACAACGGCUUUCGGCAUGGGAAUCGACAAGGAGGACGUUCGUUUUGUUGUGCACUGGCAGAUUCCCAAGUCUUUCGAAGGCUUCUAUCAAGAAGCCGGACGAGCAGGACGAGAUGGCAAAGCGAGCGUGUGUAUAAUGUACUACUCGCGCGAGGAUGGGGCACGUGCCUUCCAGCUCUUGGAUGCCGAUGGCCAGCGAAAGCAGAACAGCGUAGCCAAAGGAGCUACGCACGCGGUCGACCACAUUCAGAUGAGAAAGGCAAGCCUGACGGCGUUGGUGAACUACUGCGAAGAGGUGGGAAGGUGUAGACACCAAAUGAUCUGUGAUUAUUUUGGGGAGGAGAUUACGGCGCCAUGUGAUUACGCAUGUGACUGGCACAAGUAUGGUGACAAGCUAGCUAGCAUCAAGGACCGUGUCCUUGUCUCCGAGGAGUGGGCCGACACGCAAACGCAAGCAGGAGCUUAUGCUGUUCGCAGCGAUGACUAAAUACUCUGGGCGAAUCGUCAUUAGGCCGAGGAGGGCGGCGCAACACGGCCUUGAAGCGUAGGGAGAGGACGGGAUGACAGUCGACAGUACAAUAUGUCCAAAGCAGGUGUUCCAGGGCUCGAUUGCUGAUGGUCUAGGUGUUCUCUAAGCAUGAUGCUUCAAAGUCAGUCCAGCGAACGAGUUGAGACCAACGGGCAGUUCCAAGUCAGACGUCAAAGGAUUCAGGGUAAAGACGAACGGAUACCAUGACUACCCGGAUGCAUUACAAUGGAUCUCUCAAUCUGCCGCGAGCUCCACGAUUUCACAGAAGAAGAAGAAGAAGAAGAAGAAGAAGAAGAAGAAGAAGA
Molecule: messenger RNA, 2007 nt
Organism: Verruconis gallopava
Lineage: Eukaryota; Fungi; Ascomycota; Dothideomycetes; Venturiales; Sympoventuriaceae
Exons: 3
Coding region: 203-1660 (485 amino acids)
Biological process (GO): double-strand break repair via homologous recombination
Cellular component (GO): cytoplasm; chromosome
Molecular function (GO): 3'-5' DNA helicase activity; ATP binding; four-way junction helicase activity
Source: RefSeq, a predicted model, not a curated record